Messenger RNA from Tupaia belangeri chinensis (Chinese tree shrew), 456 nucleotides. RefSeq names its product phosphatidylinositol N-acetylglucosaminyltransferase subunit P. Gene Ontology annotation, biological process: GPI anchor biosynthetic process. The transcript has a single exon. Gene Ontology annotation, cellular component: endoplasmic reticulum. The record is from RefSeq and is a predicted model, not a curated record. Bases 42 to 398 code for a protein of 118 amino acids. Gene Ontology annotation, molecular function: phosphatidylinositol N-acetylglucosaminyltransferase activity. Lineage: Eukaryota; Metazoa; Chordata; Mammalia; Scandentia; Tupaiidae.
UGAGGUGGCUGCGUUGUGGAUUGUCCAAAGCCACAGGGAAAAUGGUGGAAAAUUCACCGUCGCCAUUGCCAGAAAGAGUGAUUUAUGGUUUUGUUCUUUUCUUAAGUUCUCAAUUUGGUUUCAUACUUUAUCUAGUGUGGGCAUUUAUUCCUGAAUCUUGGCUAAACUCCUUAGGCUUAACCUAUUGGCCUCAAAAAUACUGGGCGGUCGCAUUACCAGUCUACCUCCUUAUUACUAUAGUGAUCGGUUAUGUACUCUUAUUUGGAGUUAACAUGAUGAGUACCGCGCCACUCAACUCCAUUCACACAAUCACAGAUAACUAUGCUAAAAAUCAACAGCAGAAGAAAUACCAAGAAGAAGCCAUUCCAGCAUUAAGAGAUAUUCCCUUAGUGAAGUAAAUAAGAUGUUCUUUCUUACAGGAAGAGAACUUCACACCAAAAAGUGAAUUGUGUGUAG